GGAUACCAAGACUGUUUAACCUAGUGGUUUCUCUGUUUUGAAUUUGAUUGUUUGUUUUAUUCUGGUUGGUCGGUCGGUCGGUUUUGAUUAAGUUUGAGGGACUUGGGGUGGAGUUUCAAGAAGGAAAGAGUUUUAAGCUUGUUGAGCUGGAUUCGGGUUCAGCUCAAUAAAAGUUUCAUUUAAGCAUGGCGGACGAGUGUAGACAGACGCUGUUGAAGAAGUGCUACUAUGAGAAUUGCCCUGGAUGUAAGGUUGAUCAGCUCAAGGAGUUGAAGACAGGUUUACCAAUACGCGAGCUGGUCUCUAUGUGGAUUGUUGUGCUUUGCACUGCUCUUGAGAGAUGCUUUUUGGGUUACUUAGAUUCUUCAUUAAGCAAACAGGUUAGCACAGCAUGGGGCAUAGGAUUGAUUGUCGGCCCUGCUCUGGGAGGUUUUCUGGCCCAGCCAGCAGAGAAGUAUCCAAAUAUAUUUUCCAAAGAAUCUCUGUUUGGAAGAUUUCCAUAUUUUUUGCCUUGCCUUAGUAUAUCAAUUUUUGCCUUGGGAGUAACCAUAGCCAGUUUCUGGCUUCCGGAAACACUGCACGACCACAGAAAAAACGAUAAAUCAAGUGAUGAACCGUAUGAUGGUUUGGAAGCUGCACGUGAGUCUUGCACAAAAGAAAUAACAGAGGAAGAUGAAGUCAGAGAACCUGCUUCCAAUGAGAACCUCCUAAAGAAUUGGCCAUUAAUGUCUUCCAUUAUUGUUUACUGCAUUUUCUCCCUCCACGAUAUGGCAUACACAGAGAUAUUUUCCCUAUGGGCGGUCAGUCCCAGAGAGCUUGGUGGUUUGAGCUAUUCAACACAAGAUGUUGGAGAAAUUCUUGCAAUCUCAGGCUUCAGCCUCCUCUUCUUUCAACUUGCUCUGUAUCCAUAUGUGCAGAGGCUCCUUGGACCUGUAAAGGUGUCGCGUAUUUGCGGAGUCUUAUCCAUACCUCUAUUGCAAAGUUACCCUUUGAUAGCCAUGUUAUCAGGGCUCACCCUUAGCUUGUUGAUAAAUUGUGCCUCUGUCUUGAAGAAUGUUUUUUCAGUAUCCAUUAUAACUGGUUUAUUCAUUCUACAAAACAAAGCUGUGGAUCAACACCAAAGAGGAGCUGCUAACGGCAUUGCUAUGACCGCAAUGUCUCUAUGCAAAGCAAUUGGUCCAGCUGGAGGAGGUUCUUUACUUUCCUGGGCAGAAAAGCGCCAAGAUGCAAGUUUCCUCCCUGGUGACCAGAUGGUUUUCUUCAUCUUGAAUGUGGUUGAGGCAAUUGGAGUGCUAAUGACAUUCAAACCAUUCCUGGCUUAACGCAACGCAUAAAAAGCAUAUUAGAUCUGAGGUUUUACAUGAGAAGAAUGAAUAAUUUUACCUUGGAUAUGAUUCUUUGAUGUUGUAGAACUGAAACAUAUCAUACCAUUGUAGUCAAAAUUGUUGCCAUUAUGCCUUUCAAUUAAAAAAGUAAAUUAAAAAUGUGCAAGCAAAAGACUGCUUUGAGGUUUAUAGCUCAAACUAGUGUAAUGUAUCACCAGGAACUGCUGUCCUAAAGAAAUUCAUUACCCUAAC
Molecule: messenger RNA, 1577 nt
Organism: Rubroshorea leprosula
Lineage: Eukaryota; Viridiplantae; Streptophyta; Magnoliopsida; Malvales; Dipterocarpaceae
Source: the annotation of a GenBank genome assembly